Oppiella nova is the source of this 597-nucleotide messenger RNA. The record is from the annotation of a GenBank genome assembly. Lineage: Eukaryota; Metazoa; Arthropoda; Arachnida; Sarcoptiformes; Oppiidae.
AUGUCUAAAACAUUCAAAAAGUUAUCGGUGUUUAAAAUAACACCAAAUUUUCGCGAGGCUGUUAAAGUGGUGUCCGUCCCACUGGUAGCACCGGGCGAUGACCAGGUGCUCAUCAGGAAUAUCUACGCCGGUGUGAACGCCGCCGAUGUCGGCACAACUGCCGGCCUAUUCAACCCAAACGCUGAGUUGCCUUUCGAUGUGGGACUAGAAGCUCUUGGUGUUAUCGAGGCAGUUGGCAAGAAUGUGACCGCCCAUACAGUGGGACAGUAUGUCAUUGCAUUUGGUGCCAACCAUACUAAAGAAUUUGCUUACGCAGAGUAUUUGUAUGUCAAACCGGAGGACAUGAUACCAGUCCCGAGUCUGAAACCAGAAUUUCUUGGAUUAUUAGUGUCGGGCUUAACGGCAACCAUUGGAUUGGAUGAGUUGGGUCGCAUUCAAAAGGGUGACAAAGUGUUGAUAACAGCCUCCGCUGGAGGAACGGGUCAUAUAGGCGUCCAAUGGGCUAAACGAAAGGGCGCUUAUGUUAUUGGGUUGACAUCAUCGCCAGAAAAGGCCAAACUCUUGACAGAGUUGGGAACCGAUCGAGUGAUCGAUUAU